AUGAAAACUUCAUCUAUCUGCUUUGCUCUUAUUGGAGUCAUUACUCGGGUGUCAACAGCUGCGAUUUAUCCUUUCGAUGCGUUUGUUGAUGGCGUUCCAUUUCUACCUUUCGUACAAGCUCCUUUGGCACCUGGACUGCCACCUCCAAUUGCUUUUACUAAUGGUCCUAUCUAUACAUCAUUAACACCUUCUCUCCAUCCCAUCUACCACACUCCCCAAUUGGAAGUUCGUAACAUCAUUCGCAGCACAUCUAGAGACACGGCUCAUUUCUCAGGCACCUCGCAUCGCGCUCCUGUUUUCCCCUUCGGAAGUUUCUAA
Cylicocyclus nassatus is the source of this 318-nucleotide messenger RNA. NCBI's taxonomy places the organism in Eukaryota, Metazoa, Nematoda, Chromadorea, Rhabditida, Strongylidae. The record is from the annotation of a GenBank genome assembly.